AUGCAAGCAAGAUCUUGGGUUGAUGAUUCAGGAAGUGACUUUGAAGCUGAAGGUGAUGAGCUAAAAUGUUCAGGUUCGAACGCUGGGCCAUCAUAUGAAUCCUUGCAGAGUGUGUUUGAUAAGAAGUCAUUUCGUCCAACCCUGAAUUAUAGCCGCCCAACCAGUGUGAACAUCUCCUUCACUCUCUAUGCAGUGCUUGGAGUGAAUGAAAAAUCUCAGAUCCUUACGACUUUUCUUUGGCUACGGCUGUUUUGGAACAAUGAGUUUUUAACCUGGACCCCAGCAAAAUGUGGAUCAGUUGAGAAAAUUUCAUUGCCAGUGGAGGACAUCUGGACCCCAGACAUAAUUGUCUAUGAGUUCAUAGAUGAGGAUAAGUCACAGCGGACCCCCUUCGUAUUUGUUAAUCACACUGGACGCGUGCGAUAUGACAGAAUGCUUAGAGUGGUCAGUUCAUGUAAUCUUGGCAUCUUCAACUUCCCAUUUGAUGUUCAGAACUGUUCUUUGACCUUUGGCUCAUACAUGCACACAGUGAGGGAUGUGCGCCUAGGGUUGGCCCUUCCUGUGGAACAAAUCCUUCAGAACUCUCUACAGUACUUGGAGACAAGCGGUGAAUGGGAGCUCCUUAGAAUUGAAGGCAAACCUGAUAUUCUGAAAUUUGGCAUUGAUGAAUGGGAUAUAAUUACAUUUUGGGUAGUGAUCAGACGUCGUUCUGUCCUCUAUGUGGUGAAUCUACUUAUCCCUAGUGCCUUCCUGAUGCUGAUUGACAUACUGAGCUUCUUCCUUCCACCACACAGUACUGACCGUGCAUCAUUCAAGAUGACCUUGCUUUUGGGAUACACUGUGUUCUUACUUAUAAUGAAUGACUUACUACCAAGCACAGCCAAUGGGACUCCACUGAUCGGCAUUUACUUCUCAGUCUGCCUUGCACUAUUAGUACUCAGUUUAUUGGAAACAGUAAUAAUCACCCAUGUGCUGCAUCGUGGGACUCUGCAGAGCGGCUUUGUGCCUUACUGGGUCAGAAGAUUUGUCCUGGGUUUUCUAGCCCAGCUGAUAUGUUACAGUGACCCAAAUGUUAAUAAUGGUAUCACAUCUUCCAAUGAACAUGUUCUGCCUCCAACUAAUGAAAAUCCAGCAAGACAGCCGCCACCCAGCUCCUGCCAUGAAAAAGUUGUCAACACAGAGCUAAAGGAGUUUGUCCCACCUGUCCUGGAGAUACUUCCCCCAGAGGCCUUGUGUCCUGGUGCAGAGAGACAACUCGCUCUUAUUAGCCAAAACUUGCGUAUGGUGAGAGAAAUGUUGGAGAGUAGGAACCAGCUACGUGCACAGGAAGAAGAGUGGAUUCAAGUCGGCUACAUCCUCGACUCAUUGUUGUAUCGUCUAUACCUGAUCUUCAUUGGAUCAUAUGCUAUUAUAAUCAUUAGUGUGUGGUGCGUUUGGUACAACAUGUAG
This is a messenger RNA of Bufo bufo (common toad), 1449 nucleotides long. Its product is annotated as 5-hydroxytryptamine receptor 3A-like. Lineage: Eukaryota; Metazoa; Chordata; Amphibia; Anura; Bufonidae. The record is from RefSeq and is a predicted model, not a curated record. The coding region runs from base 1 to 1449 and encodes 482 amino acids. Gene Ontology annotation, molecular function: extracellular ligand-gated monoatomic ion channel activity; neurotransmitter receptor activity; transmembrane signaling receptor activity. Gene Ontology annotation, cellular component: neuron projection; synapse; postsynaptic membrane. The transcript has 9 exons. Gene Ontology annotation, biological process: chemical synaptic transmission; regulation of membrane potential; nervous system process.